Messenger RNA from Penicillium oxalicum, 348 nucleotides. RefSeq lists its product as uncharacterized. The record is from RefSeq and is a predicted model, not a curated record. The transcript has a single exon. The coding region runs from base 1 to 348 and encodes 115 amino acids. Lineage: Eukaryota; Fungi; Ascomycota; Eurotiomycetes; Eurotiales; Aspergillaceae.
AUGCACGAUGGUGGACGUCCGUCAAGGCGCGAUCCGAUUGGCAAGAAGAGGUUCCAGAAGCGACUUGAAAGCCACCAAGUGGGUUACGUCGUGCGUGUAUGGUCUGAAGGAAUUUCGCCUUUUGUCACCGACUUGGCCCACGUCGGAAAGAUCGAGAUUUGGAAGAGAAUCUGCAGGCUGAUGAUCUCAAAAGUGUCCCGUGUCUGGUCAGCGUUGUCCUGGGCCAAGCGGAGUCUCUCCUCUCACAGCCAGUCAGCCCCGCAGGCACCUGCAGAUCAACAGGCAGCCCAGAUUGGCUUGAAGAGGGGGAAUGCCGUAGUACAAAAUGUUGACGUGAUGAAAAUAUGA